Messenger RNA from Harmonia axyridis, 667 nucleotides. RefSeq names its product protein D2-like. NCBI's taxonomy places the organism in Eukaryota, Metazoa, Arthropoda, Insecta, Coleoptera, Coccinellidae. Bases 75 to 620 code for a protein of 181 amino acids. The transcript has a single exon. The record is from RefSeq and is a predicted model, not a curated record.
AAAUUUCUUGUGACUCACUUCCAGUCCGAAGAAACUUUAUAAAACACCUAAAUAAAAUAAACUCAAUUUUACGAAUGGAUAAGUUAGAUUUGAUACCCGAAGUAUUGGACGAGGAACCUAUAAGUGUUCUAAAAGUUAAGUUUCAAGGACGCUUAUUGAAACCUGGCGACGUUUUGAGGCCAAAAACUGUUAAGUUGGUUCCUGAAUUGGAAUGGUUGAAUGAUGAAACAGCCUUAUACACAGUUUGUAUGAUCGACCCUGAUGCCCCAAGUAGGAACGACCACAGGUUCAGAGAGUUCUUGCACUGGUUGGUUAUAAAUGCACCUAUCAAUAGGGUCAAAGGUGGAACAACUGUAGCUGGUUACAUAGGAGCAGGUCCUCCCAAAGGAACAGGAUUGCAUCGUUAUGUCAUUCUGGUUUUUAAACAAAGAGAAAAAAUAAAGGUGGAGGAAGCGAAAAUAUCCAGAUAUAGCGCUUUUGGAAGGGCCAGAUUCUCCAACAAGGCUUUUGCAAGAAAAUACAAUCUAGGACAAGCGGUUGCAGGAAAUAUAUUUUUAUCUGAAUGGGACGAUUAUGUUCCAAAAUUGUACAGAAGGUUGGAGUUUUGUCCUAAUCAUUGAUUUGGUUUUUCAAUCAUUUUCUUAAGGAAUAAAGUGCUAAAUACGUU